UAUAAAUAACAUAGAGAGUGGUAUCUCUGUCCUACCAGCGUAGGUGACACGUUAGUGAGCAUAAUGAGAAUCAUAACCCGACGGCGAGUCAAGGUUCGGGUGACGGUGCGUAGGGGAGACGGAAGUGUGACGAGUCAUGGCUGGGCUUACCAUAGAAAGCGGGAGGACGAUAGUGCUGAGAGAAAACAAGGUGAGAGGGGUGACGGUGAAGGGGUAACUCCGGUAGAGUCACACGGUGAAUCUGGUGAGUCAGUUCUGACCCCUGAUCCUUAUCAGUACGACGUCGCCUGUGAUGACAAGGACCUCAACGUAGAGUUGGAAGAAGAUGCGGAUUAUGAAGAUGCCAGUGGUCUCAUUUAUAAGGAUUUAGAUAAAGACUCGGAAAGGAUAUAUGAGGAGGUUGGGAAGAAAGGUAUGAGAGUGAGGUUCGAGGGAGAAAAUGGCGUAGAGAAGUCUGAUGAGGAUGAAGUAAAUAGCAGCCUUUAUUCAAAAGGUGCUAUACCAAAGAGGGACAGCAGUUCCACAUUAGAUGAAGAUGAAGAAAAGAGGGAGGCUAGCGAAGUUAAGGAUGAAAUAAAGAAGGUAGGUGAUCAAGACGAAGAAAGUAACUUGUAUGAGAGCAUUGAAAACGUUAAUAUGUUGGCUAAGCCUCAGAUCCCCAAGGAUGAUGACAGAGAAUAUGACACUUUCACGAGAGAGAGCGAAACAUGUAUUUACGAUUUUGACGAACCCAGGAAGAUUGAGGUGACUGUAACAUCAAAGCGGGACAGUGACGAUCAUGACCGGGACUCCAAGACUGGAAAUGCUAAACCACAAUCGAAGAAGAGGGGAAAAGUGGAGGUGAAGUUCUCUCCGUGGCAAACAGAAGGAAGUGAUAAAAAAACAAAAACCCCACAAGAACACGAAGAUAACGUAAAGGUAGAACAGAGAACCAAACUUUCAUACUCUAACAGAAGCGGACCAAAACAGGGCAAAGAGAAAAGUGCAGAUUCUCCAUAUAAACUCCAACACAGAUCCAGCAUAGAAGUUAGCACUGAAAACGUGCCGGAAGAUGACGAAAACGACGGUAACGAUGCCACCGUGAAAGGAGAAAAGGUAGAAGGCAAACGAUCGCGUCCUGGCCAUUGGGGUCAAGGUGGUGAUGACUCUGGUGAUGAUGACGGCGAAAAGGACUGUUGUAGUGACGAUGAUAGGGACAGCCAACAGCCGGGUAGACGCAGGGUAAAGAAAAGGACUUUGAUAAGAGUGAGGGGCGCGGGCGUGGACAAGGACGGGGACCUGGACGACGGACAGGCACUGGUCAAGACCUUCUCCAGGACCGUCGUCACUUUCGGAGGAGAGAGUGGUGGCAGCGAGGAGCGAGCCAGGGACACCAGGUCCGACCACCACUCCUCUGACCGAGACAAGUCAGAGAACUCAGAUACAAGAUUCGUCAUCCAUGAAACUUACGAGGCCGAUCGUGAUAUCUUGAGAAGCGACCCAGAAGACGACGACGAAACCUCCGACAGCGGGACCGAGGCAAGUGAAGACUCUCCACAAAGACACACUGACUCAUCCCUCAACUUGUCCAACAUAUCAGGCGACUCUAAUCGUGGUUUGAGUGGAGAAACUGAAGGCUCCAACGAGAGCGACGAAGGCAGCUCCACAGACCAGGGCUCCCAGACAGAUACCUCCACAGAUACUCUCGUAGCAGACGUUAUUCAGUACCAGGCAGAUCUCGUCGACCUCACUGAGGCGGCCUUUGUGGAAUACGACCAGGCGACAGGUGCUCGUAUAGAACAUCCGGGCACACAAGUAACAUACAACGAAUACGGCCACACUUUAUGUGCUUAUCAGGAAUACCCCAAAAAUUGCCUUUCGCGCAGGGUAUUAAACCAAACAUUCUGUGACUUGGAAGGCUACUCGACCUUACAUGAGACGUUUUGCGAAAAAGACGAGAUCACAGGUGCGCUUAUAGAACAUCCGAACGACAGCAGUGACGAAGAAAUCCAACCCCACUUUUAUGAAGAUUCAAGUUCCUUCACAGAGAACGGCGAUUCAUUUUUCUUAAAUUUCGAAGAAGAGUUAGAGCAAGCAGAAAGACAAUAUCCCAAUUUACAAGUUGAGCAUUUGUUGAUAAACCAGGAGAAAGAAGAGGAGGACGAACCGAAAGUAGAAGAGAUUCAUUGGUGGGGGAGUGAGACAGCAAAGGAGGUAAGUCGGUACUCGACGAUUACUGAGGAGGGCGAGGAAGAAGAGAUAGUUGUGGUGGUACCGCGGGGCAAGCUGGAGACCACGGCAAUGGGACAGUACUACUCCAGCGCCUCAGGAGGUGGACCCUCCGGAGGCGAAGUUUCGGGAUCUUUAGCGUCAUCGCUUCGGUCUUCUGAGGAGUGGAGGAUAUCGCUGGCCUCUACCGUCACGGUAGCAUCCACAGCCACAGCAGACUCCGAUGAUACACUGGCCAAGGACAUGUCAGAACUCUCGUCUGUCAACUCGCGACUCUCGUCCUUAGAUGAGGCACAGGACGAGGUGAAAGGUCAUCCUAUAGUAGAUUCAAAUGUUAAAGGUAUGAUACAGACUGACCACAGACGCCAGACAAGCAUCAGAGAUGCUAUUGAUGAACUUGAGAGUAUCGAACAAGCAGCACAAACGCUGCUGCAGAAUCAGCAGUUCUCCACUGACGAUGGCAGAGGCGCACCUGUCUCUGAUACUCAUACUAUCAACUCCUCUGGUGUGUCUUUUACCGAGGUUAAUCUUAGUGCAAAGCUGAGUCCUCUAUCAAAAAGAAAACUUCCGCAAAGCCCACUGCUACUUCAAGACGCAGACAACCAUGAAACGCUUCCAGAAAAAUCAGAAAAGACACCGCAAUUGGGCACAUCCGCUAAUAACAAGACAGAGACGGUGUCCCCCGGUGAACGAGUAUACCAGGAAAUUCCCUCCACGAAGGCUGACAAGGACGGUCUCAAUCAAAAGACAGAAAACUUAUGUUACCAAGAAAACGUAGUCAUUAAUGGAGACAGCAAAACAACAACGAGGAACGUGGAACAAGUGCUUGAAGUUAAAGCAGAGGUCAAGCCUCCAUUGCCUCCUACAACAGGAAGCCAGCUGUCAAAAUUUGAAGUCAAACGUCGGUUCUUGUCCAGAUCUAAGGAAUUGAAACCUUACAUAUCACGUGAAUCCUACAAUGAUGAACUUGUUUUGAAGGAUCUCGAGAGGUUACGUCGAAGUUAUCAAGAGGGAGAUUUAAACGACUUCCUGGACGCCUUGGAAAACACACCCAUUUCCGAUGAUAUUGAAGAGGCUUUUCUACGACAGCUGCUAGUGGAUAUCAGCGAGAACGUCGAAGGCUUACCACAGGAAUCCGAGGAUUCGUCUGAGCCCAAAGAAGAGACCGAAAUAGUACAGCAGAAAUCUUCUGCUCAGCCUGAAAACGAGGUACCCACAGAACCUAGUCACGGUUCAUCAUCCGCAAGCACACUUGAAAAUGUCAAAGAGAGAAUUCGGGAAAUUAUUACAAUUCGCAAGGCAGGAAGAGUAAUAGGUACCGGAAACUGUGAAGAACCCAGUAUACAGAAAGAUGAUUCCAAAGCAUCAACCUAUCCAUCUAAAGAGGAUUUGUGUCCUUCAGAAACACUGCAGACCAGCAGGCCGAUAACACCUCAGUCGCUGAGGCCAGACACGCCAAACUCUAAGUCAAGUAGACCACAGACCCCAGAUUCCAGUACGAAGGGAGACGACGGUAAGAAAAGUUUCAACAUCGCCGAGUUCCUGAAGAAGGGUUCACCGAAAUACCUUCGAGAAAAGUACAAGGAGCGAAAGAAUCGUAAAUCAGAUGUAAUAACCACAUCAGAGAGCGAGAGUGAGGACCCUGACGGAGGGAAAAAGGAUAUUGACCAGGGCAACUCUGCCUCUCAGAAGAACGGUUCUUUGACAGAAUAUCAGUCAAGCCUAAAAGGAAGCAACAGAUCUCUUAAUUCGUCGCAGGAAUUGAAAAAAGAAGUCCGCUUUGAAUUUGAUACAGAUGGACAGAGGAGGGAGGUGGAAAACUCAAAUUGUAAAGACUCAACAACUGAUUCCAAGAUUUCAGAGGCAGUCGAGUUGAAAAUUCAGCACACGUGUAUCGGUCCUCAGGUGAUCACAUACGAAGCACAGCAACAGGAAACAGUAGUUCUGAAAGAGACAACUGAGGAAUUGGAGAGUGAGGCGGGCUUCACGCUGCCGUCCACAGUGGAAGACAUAAACAACUUAGCACAGACUUUACUUCCCAGGCUUCCAGAGAGAGUUAAACCUUCAAGGAAGAAGAAAAAGCUUAUACCUGCUUCUGUGGAGGAGCUCAGCACUGGAGACAUCUUUAACUCAACGUCAACUCUCGCUUCCAACGGGUUGCAAAAAGCAGACACAGAGUCUCUGAUAAUAAACACAACAGUUAAAGAAGAGUCACCACCACCUCUUCCUCACUACGAAGAACUCUUAGAAUUGCCCAAAACUUCAACCAGAUGUGUCGCGGUAGUUGAAAGGGACCGCUCCGAGAGUCACUCAUCGGUGGCAAGAGAAGAAUCAGAGGAUAGUAGAGUAACCAACAAAAAUACCGUUCAUACGGAAUCUCCGCAACGUUCUUCAUCUAUUGCGAUGACACAACUUCCUGAUUGCACUAUGACAUCGUCCCCUUCUGUAACCACUGUUACCCCCGAUCAUAUUACUACUACUACUACUCUAACAUCUUCAGCUAUUAAUGCAGCAUCGGAAUCAGUAGCAGCGGAUAGCACACAAUCUUUUUUGGGAGCAGUGCCCUCUGCUCCUACUCUUUCAACCCCUAUAAAAACAAGUAUCGUUACCUCAGCUACUGAUGUACAGGUCCUUGUGUCACCAUUAACUGUGACCCCCGUAGCUUCCAUAUCUGUCGCACCGACGCCAGAGAAUGCAACGCUGCUAGUUUAUCCGGCGAGGACUUUGCCUCUUCCCGUGAUCCCCGAGUCCCUACAGGAAGACCAAGUAUCUCUCCCCACUCCCAGCGAGCCGACGGUCUCCUUCAGCAGUCAUGGAGGUUCUGCACCAGUUACUCCACAAGAUGAAGAGGAAAACGUCCCUUCUUUGUACGACAAUGUCAACCCAUUCAAGGAGAUGCGGGAAAUGGAAAGUAAACCGCUUCAGGAUGUUGCUCCGGAGCCACUCCCUGUGACCAAGAUUACAGUGGAAAUUGAAACAGAGACGACGGAAAUAGAAACCAUUACUCUGUCCCAGCAACUGAAGGAUGAAAAUCUUUCUCACCAUUUCAGUCUUCCUCAGGAAGCUUGCAAGAGCCCUGAUUCAGAGAAGAGUUUAGUGGUAGAUAUUGAUGCGUUGACAGCACUGACCGCUGAGAUGUUUAGCUUUGCCCACGACAUGGAUAAAUGCUUGCCACACAAGGAAAACGACCAGCUCGAUCAUUCGAAAGCUUCCGCUCCUGAAGUCAGUAUGGUGACAGAUACGUUGAAAUCGGACAAUAAAUCGGAAUAUUUAACGGACAGAGGCAGUGGUGGUUCUGUCACAGCAUGUGUAGCUGAAGUGUCAGAAGCUGCGGUCUCCACCACAUACUUGACCAAGCAACAAGAGGACAUAAAAAAGAAGAAAGAGACAAAAGAAACAGUGACCCAAACUGAGCUAGAUGACACCUCUGAGGCCAUAUCUGUGAAGGAGAGGGCUAAAAGCAACACCAUCGCCAUACAGACUGACGCGACCAGGUACGUUCGUACGUACGAGGCCUCCUCUCAGACCGACACAGAGUAUGAAACAGACUUUGAGACUGAAUCCGAAAUGGAAGAAAACUCGAGCAGCAGGUACGACGUGAGUAAGUGGUUAUUCCAACCAGCAAGGGAGAAGAAGCUGCCACUGUCAACACCGAAGGAUCCUCAGUUACAGGAGCUUCACAAGCAGCAGCAAGCGAUGAUAAUGGAACUGCAACAGCAGUGCCUGAUGCAAGAGAGGAGACAGAGGGAAAAACCGGAAGUGCCGCCACGGCAGUUCCAGGAGAAGAUGCCUCUGAAGGUUGUCGACGAGUUGAAGACGGUGCUGUCUGAGGUGGAGGAGGUGGGAGCAAAGCUGAAGAAGGCCGAUCCUUCCCCACACUGGGACUCGGACCUCAAAUGGAAUAACGGAGUCUGGUCUCCUGGGAGAGGUGACGACGCCAGCACAGCCUCGGGACCAUCAAGGAUUGAACUUCCUGAUCUUCCUUCCUUCAAGGAUCAGCCCACUGUGUGGAGCCCCGUCAGAGGACAUAGCAACUCGGCCACGUACCAUAGCAGCGCUGGGGACGUCAGACAGGAGCACCCAGCCGCACGCUGCAACUCUGGGAGCGCGAGUCCGAGCCUCGGGCGGAAGGAGUACCGGAAGGUCACUUACGACGGCACGAGCACCCUCCAGAGACGACCCUCUCAGGAGAACGUGUCAGUGCCGAAGCCUGAAGAAAGUUUCGCGUGGAAGGACAUCAACGUGGAGAAAGUGGCUCGAUCCCCUACCUCCUCGCUGCCAAAGGUGCAGAACCCCACCGUCACACUCCUCCAGAAGAAACGAGAUGAUCCGCAUUCGACCUCAGAGGGUCAGAUCCCUGGAAAGCGACCAGAAUACCUAAAACCUGAUGACAUUGGCCCUAAGUACAAACCUGACGACAAGUUGUACGUCAUCAAGAGAGAGUACGAAUCAGAAGACGAGGAGGGAGGUCGUCGCUUUGCUGUCUUGGGGCCCAAGAAAGUGCAGGGUGUGGGCCCCACCACCACCGAGGGCGUCCCCACCACCCUAAAGUCGGGUGUAAAAUCAGAGCAUCAGGGAGAGUGGUACAGGAGAAUGUUUGAUUCACUACACAAAGUCAAAGAUGACGACCACAUCAUCAUCAAAUACAAAGUCCCCAGAGCGCGGUAUGGCGGGUACCUCUCAGAACCUGAGGGCUACGACUCCGAUAUUGGUUCCUCGCGCUACGCUACCCUUGAUCGUCGCCGUCAGCAUCACUUCGAGGUGGAUCCCAUGACUUCCAGCCUGCCCAGAGACUACAACGUCGAUCUGGACCCUUUCAGCAGAAACACUAAUCGCUACGUUCAUCAGCCUGGCCGCAUCGAGGACUAUAUUCCCGGCUACUCUUCGCUCUCUGAGAAGGAACUUAAGAAGAACCCGGAGGCUGACGUAAAACUAGAGUCACAGUCCCAGGAGCCGCCGCCCGUCUCCGUCAACCAUAGAUACGGGUCACAGAAGAUGUCCAUGACCCAUGCUCUGAAAGAAUCCGGAUACGAAAGCGACAGCACCUUAGUGUUUAGGAAACGUGAGGACGCUCGCCGUCAGGCACCCGACCCCAGGAAGACCAGCCAAGUGUACCGCCAGAUCCAGCGAGGCGGCGACAUACCCUUCACAGGCCUUCAAAAAACCAACCCUCCCAAGCCCAGAGACGAUUACUACGUGGUAUACUCAGAUCUUGACCUGGGUCUGCACCACCCAUCUCUCUCGGACCUGACUCCUUCCUGUGGCGUGACCAGAACCAUGUCGCCGCCGCCAAAGCCCCCAAUGCCCACCUUCGGGGAAAGAAAGAGGACAGCCCCGUCAAAGGUAGUAUUGGCACCAUCGCCUCCUCGUCGAAUUUCUUCGAAGUGGCAUCCAUCUCUUAUAAAAAGUAACAAAGACCAGCCACCAGUCCCAUCAGCACGUUCUGCAUCUGCAGAGAGAGUGCGUGAGACUCGUGCCCUCUAUUCUUCAUGGCACCGCGAGAAAGUAGCACGCUCUAGGGAGAAGAUCGGCACCUCUCCUGCAAGGAACAGCUCCUUGGGACGCUCACUUUCAGCUGCAAAACAGACUCAGGAAGCCAGGGAGAAUUUUCUCAAGGGACGCCGCACUGUUUCAGAGUCACGGUUCACCAUUGAGGACCGAGAGAACUCUCCCCCUCGACGCUCUGCAUCAUCUCCCAAAUCUGCUUCCCCCACUAGACAGUCUGAGAUACGUGAGAAAUUGCAAUACAGAUCCUCCCAAAGAGAUAGACUUGGUGACAAAAGCUGGGCGAGCAAACAUGAUGUUCAGGACCACACACCUGUUCAAACUCGAGGCCACAACAGGUCACUUAGCGCUGAUUCGACGAGGAAAUGGUCAAACACUUCGACAGAAAGUGGUCGCUGCAGUGUUAUGCGCCACACAGUCAGUAGCAUGAACAAAAUCAAGCGACCAUCACUCCAUCAUAACCAGACAGAUAACAUUUGUCCUGAGCUUCGUAGCAGUAGUGCUGAGAGCAACUGCAGAAGGAUGCGAAGUGGCUAUAUCUCUCCUGAACCACAGAUAUCCAGUCGAAAAUCGCCCGUUGGCCGGAAAGAUAGCCGCUAUAGGGGAUCGCCAUACUCUGAUGUCUCUAUUGAAGUUUCCGAUGAUAAAAAAUUGAAACAGAGUGAGAGUUUCGAUACAACGCAGAGUAAUGAGACUGGCUACUCCAGCAUGCUUGAUCUUUCUACCUCCCCAACACCAGAGAAGAAGGCUCACGAAGAUCGUGAGCGUCGAACAAGAAAGAAGUCAGAGCCACAGCAGCGACCUCACUCCGUCCCGGUUCGUCGUACCCGUAUCUCGACCUCUUUCCACGAGCAACGGAGCAAGUGGGAGGCUUUGACCCGAGGAGAGAUUGUAAGUGGCCGCCAGUCACGCAGUCCUUCACGAUGUACUUCGCCUCUGCGUUCCUUGCAGUUGGUCCGACAGGUGAGUAGCAGUUUCAAGGACAUUCCAGUGGAGGUUUGGUCCGCCGGGACACGACGCAGCAAGAGUCUUGAUGUGCUCACACCUUCGCCUCACUCUCAUCCUAAUCGUUACCGUCAGUACAUUUUAGAGCUGAGAAAUGCUGCACCCCGUAAUGCUCGAAUCUCUCAACUUCGGCGUCUGUUUACAUCUCUUGAUAGAGUCCAUCGCCUUGAGCGAUCUGUGAGCAGUGUAGAGCUCUCAGCUGCCCAGAAUCGUGCUUAUGAAAUUAUAGACUUUGAAACAUGGAAGGGUAUGAGGGAGAAAGAGCGAAAGGCCCUUGAAUAUAGUGUUUUGCUCAAGGAGCUUAAUGUUGCACAAAAAGAACGCGAGUUCUUGUACAAAGUGACACCAGACACGAAAUGGUCUGGGGACUGCAGGUUACGAGGACGCGACAUUAGUGUUCCGGAGCUCUGCGAGAAAUUUGAUACUACUUCUGACAAUACCUCAGAAAUUACGCAGAAGCGACGGCGUGAACUGGAGAACAACAAAGACACAUAUCGUGGACUGUGGCGAGGAUCUUCGGUGCGUGAUCUCUCGCAAAUGUACCAGAGUUCUGAGCGUCAUCGUAGCAGUAGGCGUGGCUCUAGUCUGAGUCUUUCACGAGAAGAUUCCAGUAUGAGAGCCCGUGGCUUGUGGACAAGUCUCAGCCUAGAGCAAGUAAACGCCUUUCGUGACCAUCUUACCGAGAUCUAUGGAUCAAUGCAGAGUAUUCGCUCAUGGCGAGAAAGGAAACAAAUGAGCAGUGACCGAGCACAAAACAGGAGCCAUAGAGAGUUAUCCAAAUACAGUGUGGAUGUGGCAGAGACAGGUCGUGCCAUUGCUGACAAACUGCGCACUCUCCAUGUUCGUCCUCCAUCAGAGUCAUCACAGAAGUACCCAGUAAGGCUUGCAUCGCCUCCUAGGACCAAGAAAGCUAGUAGUCUCAACCAAGUUGAAGAUGAGCGACGCCAGUUAUCCAAACAGUUGUCCAUAGAGCUUCAUGAGAAGGUGCUGGAGCAGAGGUCAGGCCGUAGCCUUGAGACACCCUCAGGAGCGAUGAGCAGCUUGCAAGUUCCUGAUGUUCCACUCUCCAUUAGUCCUGAAAGUCUGUCAAGGUCUUCUCCACGCACCUGCUACUCGCUCGACAUUUCUGACUCUUCUGAGCCAAAUUCUUUGAAUUCAGGUGACCAGUUUCUCCUAGUGGUACAAAAGCCUGGUCGAUCUGGUCGGAGCCAAAGUCUUCCACCAGAGCCAGUCAGUGACCCUGAGACUAGUGAUUCUGAGGUAUCAGUCCGAACGGUCGUCCACAAGGACGUUGCAGGAAAGGUGAAAUUCUUUGAGAAGCGAGCGCGUCGCAAUUCGAGGUCAUCAGAGCGCCAGUCUUCACGUGGUAGUCGUCUGAAUAUCGAUGAAGUUCCUCACUAUGCUACUUUACCAUCUCGCCUGAAGCAGCAGUCUCAGAGUAAACUGUUAUCGCCCAACUAUCUGCCGGAAAGAUCUGUGUCGUCAGUGAAUUUAACUAGUAAGGCCGACGUUGCAUCUCAGGCAUGGCAAAUCUAUGACAAGACUAAUCCUCUGAGUGGCUCGUCAGUGCAACCUCUUGCCGAUACAUUUCGUGAAAAAACAGAAGGGGAUCCCACCUCACGCUCCCGUUCCUAUCUCUACCAUGUUAAGACUGGAGACGUAAGCCGUCUGAGGAGCCGCUACGAGAGCCCUGAAGAUGCCCGGCGGCGCGCCAAGUCCCUGCCUGAUGUGAAUGGUCCUCUGUCGCGCGUGACCCCGACAGGAAAGACAGUUAUUCGAGGCCAGGAGGCAGGAGAUGUGCAAUAUAUAAGAGCUAAAUAUGAGGCACCAAGACGGUCUCGCAGCCCCGAGCACUGGCAACCUACCCGAGAUGAAUAUUUGCCUAAAUCAAAGUUAACGUCAACUCUUCAGUCGCUAGCUGCUCGGUCACCUGCAUUCAGCGAGCCCAACACUAUUGAAAGGCUAGCUAGACGGGACUCAGUAGAGAAAGCUGUACUGCGACGGGUGUACACUGGAAAUGUCGAGGCCUCAGUUGAUCGAUUAGAAAAUAAACGAUUUGACUCAGGAUCAAGAGUGUCUAUCAUUGGACAGAUGUAUACUUCAGCUCCUUCGGUCAAUGAGCUAGCAACAAUGGCACCUCUGGUUCCCCCUCGGCCGCCACCACCACUGCUUGGUCCUCAGAAGCCUCAACGUCUUGGUCGCACUAACCCACAGCCUCUCUUGACCUCCACACCCACGCCCUCACCCGGGGAUGCCCGCGCCGCACACAAGCAACGAGCUUUGCAAGUGCCUGAGCCAGUGUGUCCACCACCCAUCGCUGUCCACCCACCUCCUGGGAUGUCUAACACAUUUUCACAUCUCUCUACCCACUAUAACGCUGACGCCCACCGUCCCAAGUCACGCUACAUCCCACCUGAGUCCUACGGAACAUCCAUGCCCAAGUCUUACGGACAAGCCGGCCCUACGUGGACUCAGUCUCUGGAGCGCCCCCACCGUGUGACUCGUGCCAUGUCACACACUAGUCCGCCACCAUCCUCCCAUCAGGGCGCCCACUGCUACACCCUCCGUCACCACCAUUCCCGCCCCCAGCAACCACCACCACCACCGCUUCCCAAAAGCUCUUCAGUCGAUCAUCACACAUACUCUCAGCCAUAUUCCUACACUCAACCUUGCUCCCACACCACACGCCCUCAUCACCACCAUUCCUACUAUCACUCCCACAGUCAAGGGCGGGAGCAGAGCUGCAGCAGCAGCAAGGCCGUCUCCUGGAAAGGUGCUACAGUUAUUUAUUUCAUGGGACCCCUUAUGAUUUUUUUUUUACCCUGUAUCCCUUCGUCUACUAUCCCUUAUCUUGCCCCUUUGUUACCCCUUACCGUGUCGUCGUCUCGGCCAGAGCCGGUGGUGGGCCCCCUUCCGUUCCACUCUCUGUAUGGGGGUCAACACCAAGCACCUCCCGCACGCCCAGAAUCUCCGUACAAGUAUGAGUCUGGGAAGUGAACAUUUAACAGGACUCCGAGGAUCGAAAAGAAAGAGGCCCUCCCUGAAGAGGAGUUUUUCGCCCGGGAGGGGAAAAACACAUGAAGAAGGUCUACGAAAAAAAGGAGACGCAAAAAUACCGGCAAAUUGGAGGCAUUUUAGCGUCGAAGACAGGAUAAUUUCACACCAUUGCAGAAGUCUCCAAUUCCUCUGAAUCGUUACGAUGAUGAGAGUAGUCUGGGCACUAUGCGUGGUGCUAGGACUCCCGAUCUCAAGCAGGUUGCAAAGUCACUGUACAACUUUACUGCACAGAAUAAAAGGGAGUUGUCAUUCAACAAAGGCGAAGUUAUCUUCAUCCGUCGACAGAUAGAUAAAAACUGGUAUGAGGGAGAGUUGCGAGGAUCAGUUGGUAUCUUCCCCUGCAACUAUGUUGAGAUUGUGCCUUACGAAAGCAUUAAGACAUUGACCAGGAAACCAACAGAAGGUCAAGCAAGAGCCAGAUUUAACUUCCAAGCUCAAACCUCUAUGGAGAUGUCCCUUAGCAAAGGGGAACUGGUUGUUUUAACUCGACGUGUUGACGAAAAUUGGUAUGAAGGUCGGAUAGGUAACCGUAAAGGCAUCUUCCCUGUCUCUUACGUCGACACAUUGGUAGAACCAGGCAGUGAUAGACCUAUGACUCCUAGCUCCUCGCCCAUGCCUCGGCCUGCUCUACCCGCUGCUAAUCUACUCUACAAUGGUGCCUCUUCCUACUCCAGCCCCUACUCCACCUUGGGACGGCCGGGAAGCCAAAACGAUUCUAGACCUUACAAUCAAUCCCUUACAGUCAACACCCAGCAAGAACCAGUUGCGUACCGUGCGCUGUACAAUUAUAAACCCCAGAAUGAUGACGAGUUGGAGCUUCUGGAAUCUGACGUCGUGAUGGUAAUGGAGAAGUGUGAUGACGGCUGGUUCGUUGGCACUUCUCGUAGGACAGGUCUCUUUGGCACCUUCCCCGGAAACUAUGUAGAGAGGGUCUGAAAAUGAUAAAAAUAGCUACAAGCCCAAAGCUUAAUCCUCAAAUCAUGAAUUCCUGUGCUAAGUCUUUUCCUGGGGCCUUUCAUAAAUACUUAGUCCCAGAGCAAAUGUUUUUAUAAUGUUUAUAUGUUUAUGAAAUUGUCUAAGUUUAGAAGACCUAAGGACAUUGCAGAGAAAAUUUUGAGGUACAAUACAUAAAAGCAAUCCUGUAGUGUAGCAAGAGACCAAGAUUUUUAUUGAGAAAAUGAUACUAUCUAUAUAAAUUUUAUCACUGGACUGGGUACCCAGAGUAUCACAACAUGAAUUGAAGGUCCUUAUUACUUGAAUACUGAAGGGCAUACUGAUGUGUAGUGUGUAUGUAUAUACAUGUGCACACUGUAUAUAUGUAUGUCUUACAUAUGGUAUACUGUGUAUCAAAACAAAUGAGUUAAGAUUGCAAAAAUCUAAUUUUGUGCCAAUCUGAUGAUGCCGCUGCUUCUGCACUGAAUGAUGAUAAUUUGAUUUCAUAUGAUUUUUCAUAUACAGUGAUAUAAAUUUUGUUAACUUUUCAGUUAUGUUUUCAUCACAGUACAGUACAUUUAAACUUAAUUGUAAUUUGGAAGAAUGUUUGUAAAGUGCACAUUCUUGUCCAGUAUAUAUAUGUGAAUCGUAAAACGUCCAUGUUUUAUGCACAAGGCACACUGGUGCUGAAGUAAACCAUUUAGCCUGUGCAUUUGUGUAUAUCAGAAGUAGCAUAUAUAUACAUGUGACUCAGUUGUAUGUGAAUGCAAAAAGAUUGUCCUUCAGUAUAGAGGAUUUUCUUUCAAACUGUUUGGUAGUGAACACAUCACAAGAGUCAGUUCAGGAUUUGCACGUGUCUAGUCACACCCAAAGUGAAUUUAAUGAAAAAAAAAAAAAAACUAUGUAGAUGUCUUGUUAACCUCUGCAGGUGCUUUUCUCAAUGUAACAAUCCAUUAUAAUAUACUAAGCUAAAGCUGAUGGAGCAGACAAAAUGUUCUUGUGUUAAGCACAUUGCAAGGCAAGAACUUACUCCUCCAACUUUGCUUAAUAUGUACAAGUUUCAGGGUUUUCUUCCAAAAUGUCUUAAUAUUGCUCCUGCUUUUCUUGCCUUAUAUUCUGUAUUUCUAUAUUUUCUUUUAUUUAUUCACCAGAUUUUAGGCAUGAUGGAUAUGGGAGUGAAUAUAAAAUACUGUAAUGUAUACUGUAUUAUAUUUCAAUGCCCUUCUAUGUUGACAAAUAUAAUUUUUCUUUGACAUAUAUUUGUUCUCAUUUUUUAUCAUAGAUCAUAAAAUAAGGCUAAGUGUAUAAAAAAAAAAUUAUUUGAAAACAGGCUGAAUCCUGUUAUACCCGAGUGGCAGUGAAGGGUUCGUGUUGGUGUCUUAAGAACAGUAACUGUUUAAAGCAAAGCUGCUUCCAACAUACCUUUGUUAAUAUUGUACAAAGAUGCUUUUAUAGCUUAUUUGUUAGUUAUUUUAUAUUUACUGGUUUUAUAUUCAACAGAAUCUACAAAUGCAACUUUUCAGUAGUAUGUUUUGAAUAAUUUCUGUUUUUAUGUCACCUCAAUGUAUCCCAAUGUUCACCUUUCCAAGGGAGACAAGGCAGUGUGGUCAUGGCAAUUGUGGCCAUUCAUGAAAAUGAGGUAUUUAGAUUCUUAAAACCUUGCAUUAAUAAAGGUAUAUAGUGAGGGUUCAACUCUUUGAAAAAAGAGUAAGGAAAGUCUUACUGCGAUGAACUCUGCCUGUGCUUCCAUAUCAAUCUUCCUCUUGGGACUUGUUACAGCCAUUAUUUUAUUACAAAUUUAAGUGCUGUUAGCAUUUAAGAGUUUUAGCUUUGCAAAAGAAAAAUUAUCCUGUAUUUAUCAUACAAAUUUUUAAAGAAAUUGCUAAUGUGUUUGCUUGUGUUUGUUAUAAACUCACAUGUUCAACAGUAAUGUAGCUUUAUACGAUAUGUCACUAAGGGUAAGUUCCUGCAUUACAAAAUGGAUUAUUAGCCUUAUUGAGGUGUAAAUUUAAGGCUUAAUUUUUGGUGAGCAUGUUUCAAUUUUCUAAUAGACUUUAGUUAAACAAGGCACACUACAUUAAAUAUACUGACUGAAUGAAUGACAAAGCUUCGCCUCUACCACCAUUAUACAGAAUAACAUUUCUGAAAUUUUAAAAUCAAGUGCCUUUUUAUGGUAGACAAUGUACUGUUUAGAUCAGAAGAGUUUGCCAGUAGCUGUCUUACCUCACAAUGCAUUAUUUACAUUUUAGCCCUGUGUCCCCCAAACCAAAAUUAGGUUGUCAAAUAUACUUAACUGAAUCUCAGAAUACCAGAAGAGGGGGUUGUGUGGGCUUCUUCACUUCAGUAUAAUACUUUCCUGUUGUUAUGCACAAUUUACUUUAGCUAAUCAUGUAGAAUACAAUAAAGUGGAAGAAUA
Molecule: messenger RNA, 15124 nt
Organism: Cherax quadricarinatus
Lineage: Eukaryota; Metazoa; Arthropoda; Malacostraca; Decapoda; Parastacidae
Source: RefSeq, a predicted model, not a curated record